AAGGGAGAUUUUUAACGACUAGAUUAUUAUUAUUUUUCUUUAUAUAUUGCUUAUUUAGAUAUGUCUGUCCGGUAGUGAUGAGAUAAUUAAGGCGGGAGGGAUUAGGAGUUUAACCUCUCAAUUAACAUUAACCACCGUAAUUGAUUCAUUGAACUGAUAAAACAGACUAAGGAAAAAAACUGAUCCGACAGUGACACUGCUGAACAAACAUUUGUCUCAAAACCGAAAAGAAAGACAUCAGAAACAUUUGAAACUUGCACGACUCAAACAAUUCAUGUUUUUUUCUUACAUUUUCUUUGAAUAAUUGAAUCUUUAUAUAAACUUCUUCCACAUUUAACAACUCAAAACCCCAAACAAUAAAAAAAAAAAGCCAUUAAUGGCACUCUCAGCUUUAGCAACAACAGCAACACUUUUAUCAUCAUCAAGAAACAAAUCUCCAAAUCCCAUUAUCUUUUCAUCUUUCACAAAAAAGUCACAAUUUUUGACAAAACAAACACGACCCAGAAACAGAAAAAACUUUUCAUUAACAGUUAGAAGCGUUGCAGCACCACCCACAAAAACUGAACCAAAUCAAUCCCCAGAAGCUGAAAGGAACGAAAUUGAUGAAGAAUUUGAUGAUGAGAGUUCAUCAUCGAAGUUUUCGUGGAGAGAUCAUUGGUACCCAGUUUCGUUAAUCGAAGAUCUGGAUCCUAGCUUGCCUACACCGUUUCAGCUUCUGGGUCGUGAAAUUGUUCUUUGGUUUGAUAAUUCCAAUUCUCAAUGGGUUGCUUUUGAUGAUAAAUGUCCUCACCGUCUUGCCCCUUUAUCUGAAGGAAGGAUAGAUGAGGUUGGAAACUUGCAGUGUUCUUAUCAUGGGUGGUCUUUUGAUGGACGUGGAAGUUGUGUUGUGAUUCCUCAGGCUUCACCGGAAGGUCCCGAGGCGCGUGCUAUUGGGUCUCCUAGAGCUUGUGCUACUAGGUUUCCUACCUUGGUGUCUCAAGGGUUGCUCUUUGUUUGGCCUGAUGAGAAUGGUUGGGAGAAAGCAAAUGCAUCCAAACCUCCAUUGUUGCCUGAUGAUUUUGUAAAACCCGAGUUUGCAACGGUGAACAUUCAGCGUGAUCUGUUCUAUGGCUACGAUACUCUCAUGGAGAAUGUCUCUGAUCCUUCUCACAUUGAUUUUGCUCAUCACAAGGUUACAGGAAGGAGAGAUAGAGCCAAGCCUCUUCCAUUCAAGAUGGAUUCACGUGGUUCAUGGGGAUUUUCAGGAGCUAAUGAAGGGAAUCCACGGAUCAGUUCCAAAUUUGUUGCACCAUGUUAUUACAUCAACAAGGUUGAGAUUGAUACCAAGCUCCCAAUAGUUGGUGACCAGAAAUGGGUAAUAUGGAUAUGUUCCUUCAACGUCCCCAUGGCACCCGGUAAGACUCGCUCCAUUGUUUGCAGUGCUCGAAAUUUCUUCCAGUUCACAGUUCCAGGUCCUGAAUGGUGGAAAGUGGUUCCUAGAUGGUAUGAACAUUGGACUUCAAACAAGGUAUAUGAUGGAGACAUGAUUGUCCUUCAAGGUCAAGAGAAAAUAUUUCUUGCAGAAACCGAACAAGGCGGCGACAUUAACAAACAGUACACAAGCCUCACCUUCACGCCAACACAAGCUGAUCGUUUUGUGUUGGCAUUUAGAAAUUGGCUGAGACGACACGGAAAUGGCGAACCUGAAUGGUUCAGCAAGAGCAGCCAGCCAUUGCCUUCAACCGUACUAUCAAAACGUCAGAUGUUGGAUAGAUUUGAACAGCACACACUAAAGUGUUCAUCUUGUAAAGGAGCGUAUGAGGGAUUCAAAACAUGGCAGAAAAUCCUGAUCGGUGCAACAGUUGUGUUUUGCGCGACUUCUGGGAUUCCAUCAGAUAUUCAGCUGCGUGCAAUUUUGGCCGGACUCGCGGUUGUCAGCGCAGCCUUAGCUUUUGCCAUAAACCGACUAGAAAAGAAUUUUGUAUUCGUCGAUUAUGUGCACGCUGAAAUCGAUUGAACACAUACAUUAUUACCCCCAAUGGUUUUAUGACUAGUUGUUAAUUGUAAAUGAUAGAGCUGAGGACUAAUACCAUUACAACGUGUCUGUUAAUAUGUGUAUAUAUUUUCAUUUUCAUCAACAGAGGACUAAUUUUGAGUUUGUAGUUAUUCAACCAAGUUUGUUAUUUUC
Molecule: messenger RNA, 2167 nt
Organism: Trifolium pratense (red clover)
Lineage: Eukaryota; Viridiplantae; Streptophyta; Magnoliopsida; Fabales; Fabaceae
Product: pheophorbide a oxygenase, chloroplastic
Exons: 7
Coding region: 377-1996 (539 amino acids)
Cellular component (GO): chloroplast thylakoid
Molecular function (GO): pheophorbide a oxygenase activity; 2 iron, 2 sulfur cluster binding; chlorophyllide a oxygenase activity
Source: RefSeq, a predicted model, not a curated record